UUUCAGUGAGCAAUUUCUAUGAUAUUUUGUAGACACGGUCAGUAUAGAUUUAUUCCACUUUUUGUGGUUAAACUCGUAAGAAAGUUCGUUCUAGUUUCCAUUAUUUUUGAUGGAAUUAGCAGCAUCCUCAUGGCACGUGACGCAUAGUUCAAUUUUCGAGGCUUGGGACCUCCUCCCGCAUAUAACCAGCAAAUUGCUAUGUCCGUUCAAACCAAAGCUGAUCUUUGUCCAGCCAAGCCUAAUCUUCUCCUACAGGACGAUCUAGUAAAAAAACGAUACAAGAUUAUAAUCCCUGGAUUGUUUUGAAGACUUCAUUCAACCUUUAAUGAAUCAAAUGUGACUUUAAUGUUGUUCGAUUGUAUUGGGAACAAGGGAAUGUGGUAGAGUGAGGCUGUGAAUCAUUCGACAUUUAUCGAGAAAACUGCUGGAUUAGACCAGAGAUCGCGUUGUUCUGGGUUCGGGGAAUACCCACUGUGACAUGUCGGAGAAUCCGGUUUUCGCGCUGCUGUGGCUAUGGUUUGGGAUUUCUGAUUCAGCCGGUUUCUUCUCUUUGCCACACCUUAGCAUCCAGAAUAAAGAGCAUGUAAUUAAUGCUAAUGACACUUUAAUAAUUAAUUGCAGUGGACAUGGACCGGUGGAAUGGUCAUGGCCCAGAAACCACAGCAGCAUGGAACACAGGAUAUCACUGACUAACUGCAGCAAAGGGAAUUGGUUUUGCAAAACUCUCAUUCUGACAAAGACCAAUGCAAAUGAUACUGGAAUGUACCGGUGUUACCACACACAAUCACCAAUCCACGUAGCAGCAAGCAUCUAUGUCUUCGUUCAGGAUGAUCAAAUGCCUUUUGUGAAUCCCUCUGACAAGCCAGAAGCACUGCUCAUAACUGAAAGUAAGAAGCUUGUCGUUCCAUGCAAGGUUUCCAUCCCAAAUCUUAAUGUCACCUUACAUACGAAAUAUCCAGAGAAUUAUAUAGUCCCUGACGGAACAACAAUAUUGUGGGAUAAUAAGAAUGGUUUCAUUGUCUUGAGUCAGAGAAUCAGAGAUGCAGGAUUGGUCCAGUGUGAGACCACGGUGAAUGGAAAAGCCUAUCAUUCUAACAUCUAUGUGCUGGUAGUUGUUGGAUACAUGAUUUAUAACCUCACACUGAAUAAACCAUCUCCAGUGGAAUUGUCAGUGGGAGAGCGCUUGAUGCUAAAUUGUACUGCCAGAACCGAGCUGAAUGUACGGCUGAACUUUGAUUGGGACUAUCCCGGAGAGAAGCAGAAUCCCCAAUUAUUCUUCAAAAAUCAGAAGCAAGAAUUACCGCAAGGCCUGGAACUCUCAAGCAUUCUGAUUAUAGAUAACGUGAAAAAAAGAGAUGAAGGCAGAUAUAUAUGCCAUGCUUCCAGUGGAAUGAUGUCAAUGGAGCACAGCAUUGAUGUUAUUAUCCAUGAGAAACCCUUCAUCUUCAUAGAUCACAGAGCCAGGUCAAUAAUUGAGACAGUGUUGAAAGAAAGGAAUGUCAAAAUUCCUGUGAAGGUCACAGGCUAUCCCCAACCAGAAGUGAAAUGGACCAAGAAUGGAAGACCAAUAAGUAAGGAUCACUACAAAAUAAAGCAGCUCGGAUAUACAUUGAUGAUCAGCGGUGUGACAGAGAAGGAUGCUGGGAAUUACACAAUUAUACUUAGAAAUCCAAUGUCAAAUGAAGAGCAACAACACACAGUUCAACUCCUAGUAAAUGUUCCUCCAGAGAUUCAUGAGAAAGAAGUGGCGACUCAUACUGAUUUUCACAGCUACGGAAGUAGGCAGCCAUUGACCUGCACAGCAUAUGGCAUUCCUGCUCCUAGCAGCAUUAUUUGGGAAUGGCAGCCCGUAGAGAACUGUAGCUUCUCCUACAAUUAUCAGAGAGAAUUGGGAGCCCCCAAUAAAUGGAAUGAAAAUGAAAACUGGAGGAAUAUCACAGACAAUCAUGGCAGCAACAAGAUAGAAAGUUCAGAACCUCGAACCAUGUUCCUUGAAGGGAAGCAUAAGGUGGUUAGUACUCUUGUGAUACAAGUAGCAGAAGUCUGUGCCAUGUACAGAUGUCGGGCUGUUAACAAAGUGGGAGAGGAUCAGAGGGUUAUCUUCUUUCCUGUAACCAAGGGCCUUGAAAUGAACUUGCACCCUACUGAUCAUCCUAUAGAAAAGGACAAUGUAUCUCUUCAGUGCAGAGCUGACCGAUUUAUAUAUGAGAACUUAAAGUGGUAUAAGCUCCAUCCAACAACCCUCCAAAGCUACCGUGGCACUCCGGCCAUCUUCUCUUGUGAGCACCUCAAACACAACGCUCAGGAGGUGGCCUGGAAGAUGAGUUCUGAACACAAGACUGAAAAUAUCACCAUUGGGCUGAGCUUCAUUAAUAUAUCUCUUCAAGACCAAGGAGUUUAUCUUUGUGAAGCCCAGAAUAAAAAGACAGGUGCAAAACACUGUGUCAUGAAGACUCUCUCAGUAGAAGCUCAACAGGCUCCCUUGGUGCUUCAGAACCUAACAGACCAAACCGUGAACAUGAGCUCGUCUAUUGAAAUGAAAUGUGAUGUAGCUGGUGCCCCAAGGCCACACAUUAUAUGGUACAAGAAUGAGAAGCAGAUUCUGGAGGCAUCAGGCAUUGUUCUUGGCAAGCUGAACAGGACCUUGACUAUCCAGAGACUGAAGAAGGAAGAUGAAGGGACGUACAAGUGUGAGGCUUGUAAUAUGCAGGGCUGUGCAGAAACGUAUGCAGCAAUUGCUGUUGAAGGAGUUGACGAGAAGACAAACGUUGAGCUGAUUAUCUUGAUUGGCACUGGAGUAAUUGCCACGUUCUUUUGGCUGCUUCUAAUAAUCAUCAUUCGAAAAAUAAAGCGGCCCAGUGAUGCAGAACUGAAAACAGGCUACUUGUCAAUCAUCAUGGACCCCGAUGAAGUACCCAUGGAUAAACAGUAUGAACAGCUGUCAUAUGAUGCCAGUAAAUGGGAGUUUCCUCGGGACAGGCUUAAAUUGGGAAAACCAUUAGGUUGUGGAGCUUUUGGCAAAGUGAUUGAAGCAGCUGCGUUUAAUAUCGAAAAGUACUCUACAUGCACAACUGUUGCUGUCAAGAUGUUGAAAGAAGGGGCAACAUUCGGUGAACAAAGGGCAUUGAUGUCUGAACUGAAGAUUCUUAUUCACAUUGGCCAUCACCUCAACGUAGUGAAUCUGCUGGGAGCCUGCACAAAAGUGGGAGGUCCACUGAUGGUGAUUGUUGAAUAUUGCAAGUAUGGUAACCUGUCAAAUUACUUGAGAAGCAAGAGGAAUGACUAUGUUCCUUACAAGAAUAAAGCAAUGAGGUUAAAACAGAUUAAAGAGAAGGAUCCUGGUGAGGUGGACAGUGAGUUUAAACGGCGCUUGGACAGCAUUGCAAGUAGUGAGAGCUCUACCAGUUCUGGCUUUGCAGAAGACAAAUCACUGAGUGAUGUGGAAGAGGAGGAAGCUGCAGAUGACUUCUACAAGAACUGUUUGACACUGGAGGACCUUAUCUCCUACAGCUUCCAGACAGCCAGGGGGAUGGAGUUCCUGGCCUCACGCAAGUGCAUCCAUAGGGAUCUGGCUGCACGUAAUGUACUCUUGUCAGAAAACAAUGUGGUGAAGAUAUGUGACUUUGGUUUGGCUCGAGACGUUUAUAAGGACCCGGAUUAUGUCAGGAAAGGAGAUGCACUGCUUCCGCUUAAAUGGAUGGCGCCAGAGACCAUCUUUGACAAAAUUUAUACAACACAAAGUGAUGUCUGGUCUUUUGGAAUUCUACUUUGGGAAAUAUUUUCAUUAGGUGCCUCUCCAUAUCCUGGUGUUCAGAUUGAUGAAGAGUUUUGUCAGCGACUCAAGGAAGGGACUCGAAUGCGAUGUCCUCAAUAUGCAACAACAGAAAUUUAUCAUACAAUGUUGGAUUGUUGGCACGGAGACUACAAAAUGAGACCAAUCUUUUCUGAAUUAGUAGAACACUUGGGGAACUUACUCCAGACGAAUGCUCAACAGGAUGGCAAGGAUUAUAUUCCACUUAAUAUGUCACUGACUAUAGAAGAUGAUUCUGGACUCUCUCUGCCAACUUCACCUACUUCCUGUACAGAGGAAGAGGAAGGGAGUGAUUCAAAGUUUCAUUAUGACAACACGGCCAGAAUACGAUACAUUAAUGGAAGCAAAAAUCGAGGCAGACCGGAAGGUGUUAAGACAUUUGAUGAAGAAACAGUACAAAAAGCAACUAUCAAUGUGCAAGAGGAUAACCAGACUGACAGUGGCAUGAUACUUGCAUCAGAGGAACUUAAGACAUUGGAUUCCAGACAGAGUCAGUCAAUGGCAUUUAGUGCCUUAAUUCCAAGCAAGAGCAAAGAAUCUGUGUCAUCUGAAGUCUCUAACCAGACGAGUGGCUACCAGUCGGGAUACCAUUCUGACGACACAGACACAGCUCCUUACAGCAAUGAGGAAGCACAGCCAAAGGAAAACCACUGCAACUCACCAGCUGAUUACAACCACGUGAGUCGAUACAGUGCGCCACCUGUUUAGGAAUCCAAACCGAAGGCAGUGGACGCCACCCUGUAGCAGCUUCAUCUAAGCCACAAUUGUAUAAAGUUACCACAUAUAUUUUGUAAAAUAUUGUCAAAAAUGAACUUUAACUGUUCUAGAUAAUAGAACCAUUAUGAACAUUGACAAUAUAUAUAUAUAUAUAUCUUCAUAUGGCUGAAGAUGGCCCUGGAAUAAUUCACAGUGAAUCCAUUAUCUGCUCUUUAACCUAUUGAUGAUGAAUUUGUCAGGGUUGAACUGAUUUCUGUCUUCUACAUUCUGAGUUCAGAUCCAGUGGCCUUGAUUGUCCAACGUAUAAGCUCUAUCAUGCAGCAUACAAAGAAGAAACAAGGAAGUCAGAACACUGUCUGGAAAAAUAGUGGCUAGCAUCAAUUGUUGUGUAGGUGGCCAACAUUUCUUCACAAUCAGGCAUUCCAUCAAGUUGCCUAUUUCAAGCAUCUCUAGGCAGAAGUAAUGUUGACUGAAAUACUGUACAAUGAAAAUUACUUGACAUCUAAGACUUGGAUCCAGACACAGGACAAAGCCAUCUGCAUGUAUAUAUCGCAUAUUGCAAAGUACAUUUCAACCUCUCCAAUGGAUACCUUUCCAGAUUCUAGACAUCAGAGUGUGUGCAGAGGAAGUGUGAGAAAGGACGUAUAGGUAGGCAUCUAUUUAUAGCAGCUGAAUGUUGAAUGUCUGCAGAUUCACUAAUACAUCUAAUAUAUUGAACACAGGUAUAAACAUUUUCAUUGAAUGAGAAUACUGUAAACAGAGCAGUUUUCACUGCCAUGGUUAAAGGAAUCUUGGAUUGACCCGCUUAUCAGCUGGUACAUACUCUUUCUCUUCAGCAACAAUAAAAUCACUUCCACACAAAUGUAUGUAAGCAUCUAACUGGAAGUUUAUAAAGAUUGUAAUGUGCUGUAUAUAAUAUAUGUUGAUCAAAUUCAUCUCUUUAUUAUUUUUGAAUGUGAGUCUACAGAGUUUUAGUUAUGAGCUGUACAAUCAAAUAGAAAAGACCUCAAAGAGAUCAAUGUAAUAUUUCAUAAAUGAACAAUACAACACUUUAUUACAAAGUUACAUUGUUUAGUGAGAAUGUUUGAGCUGUUCAGUUUAAUUCUCUGAUUCUGCCUUUUGUCUUUCAAAAGGUGAAUUAUUUUAAAAGACAUAUGAUGUUAUAAGUUAAUAAACAGUUUUGCAAGGUAGCUCAUGCUGUAUAUGUAAUUUAUAUAUAUAUAGCUUUUGUUGUGUUGCCGCGUGGCCUAGUGGGCAAGGCAUCAGACUAGUAACCUGAAGGUCACUGGUUCAAGCCUCAGCUGAGGCAGCGUGUUUGUGUCCUUGAGCAAGGCACUUAACAACACAUUGCUCUGUGACGUCACCAAUGCCAGCUGCAAGCUGCAUGGGUCCUAGUGCCUUCCCUUGGACAACAUCGGUGGCGUGGAGAGGGGAAGGCCUGCAGCUUGGGCAACUGCUGGUCUCCCAUACAACCCUGCCCAGGCCUGCGCCCUGGAAACUCCAGGCGCAGAUCCAUGGUCUCUCGAGACCGAUGAAUGCCACCACUAAUAUAGCUUUUGUACUUUGUUAGCUUUGUAUCCAGUUUGUCAAGAAUAAUUUUAUAGAAAAUCAAUAUAUGGUCAUGAAAAAAUUAGUCACUAUUAAAGAAAAUUUGCUUGCUGGCCAGGCCCUUAAAUUCAGAGAACUAAGCAAAUCAGAUUGUUAUCUGCACCCCUCAUCCAGGCAGACUGUUAGGACAGUGUUUCCAUCAUCAGACGGAUGAGAUAGUGAAGGAUAUAUAUCUUUUUAGGGUGCUACUGCACAUCCAUCAGUAGCUGAAAUUGUAUGCUCAUGGGUUCAUUUUUUUCCAUCUAACCCAUUUUGUAAUAUAUGUCUACUUGUCUUCAAUGAGGGUAUCCCAAAAAGAAAUCAAUUAAGCUAAACAGUAUUGAGGAAAGCAACUGUAGUUUGGAGGCCUCAUAUCCUUGAGUAUUUUUGCUUGAACACAAAUCUAAAUUUAACAUUAAGGUGUCACUGCCUAGGAAACAAAUCUAAUAAUGAACACUUCCAUAAAAAUACUGACAUUUAAUGAAUAAUUAUUUCAGUUGUUUUGUUGAAGUAAUGUGUCUCUUGACCCCCUGUUAGACGCUGCACAAUGACCUCCGUGGUAAGGGAGUUCUGGCAGGUGCACAAUGGGCAGCUGACCAUUCUCACCAACUUUUGGUCUACCAUUGAAAUUUUUGGGGCUAAUGGACACAUCUUUUAAAAUUUAUGUCCAUGAUCAUUUACUGAUCUCAUCCUUGAAGGAUAACAGUAUCAUGGCUGAUGAAUAUUUUCACACUAAAUGCAACUCAAAUCUCAAAUAUGAAUGUACGUUGAAUGUAAGAUAAAUCUAUAUCUAAUUCAUUUUAGAGUUCUUAGAAAUUACUAUGUAUUAAAGAUUUAAUUCAUUUUUAAUAAAUGUUUUU
Molecule: messenger RNA, 6975 nt
Organism: Hypanus sabinus (Atlantic stingray)
Lineage: Eukaryota; Metazoa; Chordata; Chondrichthyes; Myliobatiformes; Dasyatidae
Gene: kdr
Product: kinase insert domain receptor (a type III receptor tyrosine kinase)
Exons: 30
Coding region: 479-4519 (1346 amino acids)
Biological process (GO): positive regulation of angiogenesis; multicellular organism development; angiogenesis
Cellular component (GO): membrane; signaling receptor complex
Molecular function (GO): ATP binding; growth factor binding; vascular endothelial growth factor receptor activity
Source: RefSeq, a predicted model, not a curated record